AUGGAAGCUGCAAUAAGAUGGUCGCCGCACUCGACACGAGACAAUCCUCGCUUCUUGAUCAUCGAUGUCGCGGGUAAUAGGCUGCGUCUGUGUCAAAUCGAAGAGUUUAGUAAGAGCAAGGUCAACUAUAAGCAGAUAUGCAUCCGAGAUAAGCUGCCAAACUACACGGCCUUCGACUGGUCUAAGAAGGAUCCGAGUGUAGUUGCUGUGGGUUCUGCUUCUGGAGAGGCUACCAUCGUUACAUUGGAUCCGGACAAGCCUGAUCACGACUACAUCCACUCGUUUUCUAUCCGACACCAAAGGAAAUGCAACUCUAUCGCUUUCAGCGCUAAGAAUCUACUUGCCACGGGGCUGGAUAGAGUCAGGAAUGAUGUCUGUCUCAACAUCUACGAUAUGAACGACUCGCGAGUCACAGCCAAGGAUGAACCGUACAAGAAGUUGGCGAGCUCAGAAGCCAUCUCUAGCAUCAAGUUCUUUAAUGGACAGCCUGAUAUGCUCGUCGCGGGUGUGUCCAGGCAAUACGUGCGUAUUUACGAUCUCAGAGACUCUAGCACGGCGGGCAUUGCGCAAUUCCAAACACGCCAGGUGCACAACAUCUCCAUAGACCCAUUGGACGAAAACUACUUCCUAUCAGCGGGGACGGCAGGAGACCCAACUGUGACUGUUUGGGACACACGCUUCGUCAAGCAACGAGUAGCGUCCAACGAUAAUGCGAGUGGGGGCGCCGUCCUGGAGUUCAAGCCAGUCGUGGACAAUUCACAGUCGGCUUCUAUAUGGAGUCUUCGGUACUCUGGCACCAAGCGAGGAACAUUCGGAGUACUUGCGAAUAGCGGGGAGUUCAAAAUCAUCGAAUUAGCACAGCACUCUCAUCAACCUUCCGAGACAGCAGAUACACCUUUCGCUCGAGCAUGGGCGUCUCCAUACUACACCAAAGCCACACAUCAUCUACGCUAUGCCUCACACGACAAACAGCAUCGGCACGAUGAGAAAGAGCGCGUCGUGGCAUACGACUUUAUGACUACUGGAAAUCCGCUCGGUGGACAAUGUGCUUUAGCUCUACAUUCAAAUCGAGAAGUCGAAGUUCUCAGAGUACCACCAAUACCUCCUCGGAUCAACGUAAGCGCGCUGGAGGAGAUAUACAAAGAUCGCACUUGCAUCGCUAGGCCGACUUCGCCAUUUGGUACGGUAGCAGAGGAUUUAAUCCAGGUACAAAACAGAGCACUAGGCGACAAGUACGAUAUCGAACAUGAUCACAAACUCAAUCUCUCCGCCAGUAUCGAUAGACUGAGCCUCAGCAACAGCCAACGAAGCCUACCUCUUUUGUCGACAGAACACCCCAGCCAUCACAUGCAUGAGGACCUCCUCGAUCUUGCGUUCCCUGAGUUCAAAAUUCCCCUCUCUGAUUAUUUAGCCGUCCUCCAAGCACCCAAACGACGUGUCCAGGAAGGCUACUCGCUCGAUUGUGCUAAGAACAAGGCUAUAGUCCACAACGAUCCCUGGCUGGUCGAUGUGUGGACACUGAUCGAUCGCAUGGAUGCACAUGCCGCAGGAGAUGGCAUGGUGGGCAACGGUCUCGAUCUCAAAUACCUGGGAGUCAGCUCGAUAUGGGCAAACGAGCUGACAAUGUACGACGAGCGACUCAUCGAUCCGGAUACAAAGACAAGCCAAGAGAUGUUCAGCGAUGCAGUCAAAGAGAUAGUCGAGGCCAUGGAAUUCCCUAUUUUCGAAGGCGUGAACACAGAAUAUCCAGAGAACAGGCAAUUGUGUCUCAGUCUCUGCGGCUGGCCCCUCGAUAAAGCCGGCGUAGAGCAGAACUGUCAACGGCUUAUAGAUGAAGGCGAGAUAUACAAAGCGAUCGUUCUCGCCGUCUUCCAGGGGCACAAGGACAUCGCACUAGCCCUUCUCCGAGCAAGUCUUACAAGCAAGAGACUCCCACAAGACGACAUUGGUCUCGCAGCCGUCAUAGCCUGCGCCUCGCCCUCCUCCGGCGUCUCAGCCGAGCAAAGAGAAGCCUGUGCCUGGAUGGCCGACAUGACCAGCGACGCCUACCUAAAAUCACUCCUCACCUACUUCAUCACAGGCGACUGGUCAAGCGUAGUCUCGAUGCCGCAACUCACCCUCUCAGACCGCGUAGCCGUCGCCCUGAAAUACCUACCAGACCCCUCCCUGACCACCUUCCUCACUACCACCACAACGACCGCAACAGCCCAAGGCGACAUCUCCGCCCUCCUCCUCACAGGCCUAACUACGCGCUCCCUCUCCCUCCUCCAAACACACAUCUCUCACCACCCCACAACCGGCCUGCAAAACGCCGUCCUAAUCCUCUCCCGCGCCUGCCCCCUCUACAUCCAAGACCCGCGCUGGACCCUCUGGAAAGACAUGUACCUCGAGCAACAGCAGAUCUGGCGCACCUUCCUCGAACGCACGCGCUACGUCAAGGAACAUAACCUACUCAGUGUAACGCGCGAGGGCAGGAGUGUGAAUAAACCCAGUCAACCGAGCUUGACGCUGCGCUGUCUGAACUGCCAGCAGAAUCUCGCGUUGAGGAAGGAUCCGAGGAGUAGUACGAAGAGAUUGCUUCCUACUGCACAUCAGGCGGGUGGCAUGAACAACGCGCCGUCGACAGCGACGACGACGCAUCGUGCCACGGCUUCGUUGUCGUUUGGUGGCGGUGCUGGGAAACCUGCUGCACCGCUGCAACAGAAAUCCGCCGCUAGCACACCUGGACUCCAUUGUCCGAACUGUGCGGCGCAGAUGCCGAGGUGUGCGCUGUGUAUGUUGUGGUUGGGCUCGCCUGAUCCGAGUAAACAGGGGGCGUACGAGACGCUCAAGGGAGAGGACAAGGAGGGCAGGAUGAUGGUGUUUUGUAUGAACUGUACGCAUGGUUUUCAUGGUCAUCAUGCGAGGGAUUGGUUUGCUAGGCAUGCCAUGUGUCCUGUGCCGGACUGUGGGUGCAUGUGUGGGUUGAUGAAGUGA
Alternaria arbusti is the source of this 2976-nucleotide messenger RNA. RefSeq lists its product as uncharacterized. Lineage: Eukaryota; Fungi; Ascomycota; Dothideomycetes; Pleosporales; Pleosporaceae. The coding region runs from base 1 to 2976 and encodes 991 amino acids. Gene Ontology annotation, cellular component: cytoplasm. The transcript is spliced from 2 exons. The record is from RefSeq and is a predicted model, not a curated record. Gene Ontology annotation, molecular function: protein binding. Gene Ontology annotation, biological process: positive regulation of TORC1 signaling.